CUUUGAGUGUUUGGCCUAGGUACAAUGCCUUUAAAAAGCAGAUGACUGACCAGCUUAGCUACUGACCAUGCUGACCAUUGUCCGGAAUUGGAUCACAUCACACAAAAACACCAAAUGGCCUUCUCUUAUAGAAUAUCAGAACAGAGCACAAUUCCUGAGCACAUUUUGCAGAGCUCCUUUCAUCACUUAAUCUUUGCUAACUGGUCUGGGUUACAGACAGAAUUGAUACCAGAGGAAAUGAAACAGAUUGGUGAGCAACAAGGAAAUAAACCGCGCUGGGCAGCUCUUCUGAUACUCAUGGUGAUAAUACCCACAAUCGGUGGGAACAUCCUGGUUAUUCUGGCUGUUUCAAGGGAGAAAAAGCUGCAGUAUGCUACCAAUUAUUUUCUAAUGUCCUUGGCAGUGGCUGAUUUGCUGGUUGGAUUGUUUGUGAUGCCGAUUGCCCUCUUGACAAUAAUGUUUGAGGCUAUGUGGCCCCUCCCACUUGUUUUAUGUCCUGUCUGGUUAUUUCUUGACGUUCUUUUUUCUACUGCAUCCAUCAUGCAUCUCUGUGCCAUUUCCGUGGAUCGUUAUAUAGCCAUCAAAAAGCCAAUCCAGGCCAAUCAAUAUAACUCACGAGCCACAGCAUUCAUCAAGAUUACAGUGGUAUGGUUAAUUUCAGUAGGCAUUGCCAUUCCAGUACCUAUUAGAGGGAUAGAAACUGAUGUGGGUAACCCAAGCAACAUCACCUGUGUGCUGACGAAGGAUCGUUUCGGCAACUUCAUGCUCUUUGGCUCACUGGCUGCCUUCUUCGCACCCCUAGCAAUCAUGAUUGUCACCUACUUUCUCACUAUCCAUGCUUUACAGAAGAAAGCUUACUUGGUCAAAAACAAGCCACCUCAACGCCUAACGUGGCUGGCUGUGUCUACAGUUUUCCAAAGGGAUGAAACACCUUGCUCAUCACCUGAAAAGGUGGCAAUGCUGGAUGGUUCCCACAAGCACAAAACUCUGUCCAACUCAAGUGAUGACAUACUUAGGCGAAGAAUGUCCACAGUUGGAAAAAAGUCCAUGCAGACCAUUUCCAAUGAACAGAGAGCCUCCAAGGUUCUAGGGAUUGUUUUUUUUCUCUUUUUGCUCAUGUGGUGCCCCUUUUUUAUUACAAAUAUAACUUUAGUUUUAUGUGAUUCCUGCAACCAGACUACUCUCAAAAUGCUCCUAGAGGUAUUUGUAUGGAUAGGCUACGUUUCCUCAGGGGUGAAUCCUUUGGUCUACACCCUCUUCAAUAAGACAUUUCGAAAUGCAUUUGGCCGAUACAUCACCUGCAAUUACGGGGCCACGAAAUCAGUAAAAACUAUCAGAAAAUGCUCCAGCAAUAUCUAUUUCCGAAAUCCAAUGGCAGAGAACUCAAAGUUUUUCAUGAAACAUGGAAUGCGAAAUGGGAUUAACCCUGCCAUGCACCAGAGCCCAAUGAGGCUCCGCAGUUCAAACAUUCAGGCUUCCUCAAUCAUUCUACUAGAUACACUUCUCCUCACAGAAAAUGAAGGUGACAAAACUGAGGAGCAAGUCAGUUAUGUAUAG
Molecule: messenger RNA, 1557 nt
Organism: Ailuropoda melanoleuca (giant panda)
Lineage: Eukaryota; Metazoa; Chordata; Mammalia; Carnivora; Ursidae
Gene: HTR2B
Product: 5-hydroxytryptamine receptor 2B
Exons: 3
Coding region: 115-1557 (480 amino acids)
Biological process (GO): vasoconstriction; smooth muscle contraction; G protein-coupled receptor signaling pathway, coupled to cyclic nucleotide second messenger
Cellular component (GO): dendrite; plasma membrane
Molecular function (GO): G protein-coupled serotonin receptor activity; neurotransmitter receptor activity
Source: RefSeq, a predicted model, not a curated record